Molecule: messenger RNA, 1553 nt
Organism: Oppia nitens
Lineage: Eukaryota; Metazoa; Arthropoda; Arachnida; Sarcoptiformes; Oppiidae
Product: NDP-glycosyltransferase YjiC-like
Exons: 3
Coding region: 30-1553 (507 amino acids)
Molecular function (GO): UDP-glycosyltransferase activity
Source: RefSeq, a predicted model, not a curated record
UUUGUUUUAUUUUUUUGUUGUUGAAAAAAAUGGUUAAACAACUAAACAUAUUAUUUGUACCGUUGGGCGGUGUCGGCCACAUCAAUGCCUGCGUCGGGUUAGCCCAACCGUUGGUCGCCAGUGGACAUCGGGUAUCGUUUACCAUCAAUCAGGACUGGUCGGGACUGUUAGUAAAAUACGGUAUCCAUGAAGUGAUAAUCGAGUCGGAAAGUCGACCGGACAAAGCUAUGGGCGCUAAGGCGCCGGGCAGUGAACAAGCGGUUAGGGAUAGAGUCAAAAAACACGGAGAUAUGAUGAAACAGGCGGGAAGUAUUGCCGACAUAUCGCCGAUAGAAAAGGCCCGACGAAGCGGUCCGAAAGUUCGGGUUUGGAUGGAACGGACCAUCGAAUUGGAUGGUGAGUUGGAACGACUGAUACCAGAGCUCAGACCCGAUAUCAUAAUAUUGGAUCAGUUCAUGCAUUUGCCGGCCAUCGAAAAGUCUGGUAUACCCUAUGUGUGGUCGUGGAGUACCAACCCGUUGAUGAUGACAAUGAUGAGCGACGAUCGGCUGCCACCGUGCGGCUCAGGAAUGUCUGCUUAUGGCGACAAAAACCAAUGGAAAGACUACCGAAACGCCUGGCGUGAGGCCAUCCAUGACGUAUGGCUAGAGUUCAAUCAGUAUGUAGUCUCUAAAGGCUGUCAACCGUUGGCCACCGAUUGUCUGACAAAUACGCAAAACUGUCUCAACAUUUAUGGCUAUCCGCUAGAGUUAGACUACGUCGAUGUCCGGCCAUUGGCCGACAAUUGGUACCGAUUUGAUAAUUUUAUGCGUCAGGAACCACCAGCCGGAAAUGGUAUGCCGUUUGAACUACCGGUACAAUUGCUGGACAAACCGGGAAAACUGGUAUACUUUUCGUUGGGAUCGAUGGGCGGUGUAGACGUCGCUAACAUGAAACGGUUGGUCCAGAUUUUCAGUCAAUCGUCGCACAGGUUUAUCGUAUCGAUGGGACCGAAACACGACGAGUAUGAACUGCCGCCGACGGAUAAUAUGUGGGGCCAGUCGUCGGUACCGCAGACCCAAGUGUUACCGCUGGUCGAUUUGGUCAUUACUCACGGCGGCAACAAUACGGUUACCGAAACCCUAUACUACGGUAAACCGAUGAUUGUGUUGCCACUGUUUGGCGACCAAUGGGAUAAUGGGCAGCGAAUCGAGGAUUUAGGUUUCGGUAUCAAACUUGAUGUCUACAAGUGUACCGCCGAUGAACUGCUUGAAGCCAUCGAUAGACUUUUGACUGAUACCGCACUGACUGAUAAACUGCAGAAAAUUGGUCAACGAAUCCAAUCGGAUAAUAGUUUACAACAAUUACCGCAAAUUAUUGCCGAUUAUGUCACUAAUAAUAAUAAUAAUAAUAAUAAUAAUAAUAAUAAUAAUACAAGUUUUGCUAAAUUAAAUGGUAAUACAAAAACAACAUCUAAUGUAUUAUCAAAUGGUGAUAAUCAACGACAACUAAUCACUGAUAAAAUUAAUGGGAAAUUUGAAAAUAGGUUAACAUUAGAGCCAAUAGUGACAUAA